Messenger RNA from Glycine soja, 2292 nucleotides. Its product is annotated as protein ACCELERATED CELL DEATH 6-like. Gene Ontology annotation, cellular component: plasma membrane. Gene Ontology annotation, molecular function: protein phosphatase 1 binding; protein phosphatase regulator activity. The transcript is spliced from 3 exons. Bases 144 to 2099 code for a protein of 651 amino acids. The record is from RefSeq and is a predicted model, not a curated record. NCBI's taxonomy places the organism in Eukaryota, Viridiplantae, Streptophyta, Magnoliopsida, Fabales, Fabaceae.
UCAACCAAGAAUUUUCUACCUACCAAUACCAUAUACCAUAUCCAUUUUCACUCCUAGCUUGAUUAAUACUACCAACUACAGGUAUUGUGAGUUCUCAGCUGUGCAAUUACAUUACAACCUUAAUCGCUUAGCAUACGUAAAUCAUGGACCAACUGAGAAUUGAUGUUGAUACAGCUUCACAAGUGGGACUACUGCAUAAGGAAAUUGUUGGAAAAGCUAUGAUUUACAAGUUGUAUGAAGCUGUUAAAGAAGGACAUGGUGCUAACUUUUUUUUGGUGUUGAAGCAACAGUGUGAGGAAAAUAAGCUACGUUUGUCUGAUGUUUUUGAUAAAGUCACCCUAGCAGGUGAUUCACUGCUUCAUGUGGCAGCAAAUUUGGGGCAAGAAAGGAUUGUGGAGAUGAUUUGUGAUCUCUUUCCUUUGCUUCUAAUUAGGAGAAAUGUAAGAGGUGACACUCCACUUCAUGUUGCUGCGAGGUCUAAGAAAUAUGAUAUAGUCAAGUUGAUUCUCUCCCAAUAUGCCACAAAGAAGUCAACACAUGAUGAGAUGAAAGAUAAAAAGAUAACAAGAGAAACAAAUGAAUGUGGGAAUACUCCUUUGCACGAGGCUGUCUACAGUGGGGAUGUUGAUGUGGUUAAAGAUAUUUUCGACCAGGAUAAGGCUGUAGCCUAUUGUUUGAACAAGUCAAAGAGAUCACCACUGUGUUUGGCAGUGGUGAAUGGUAAUGAGCAAAUUCUCUCACUUCUGUUGCAAAUUCCAUUACCUGCGGACCAGCCGCUUUCACAGUGUCGUCGAAGUUCUCCACUCCACACAGCUAUACACCAUAAAAAAAAAGUUGUGAUACAAGCGAUUAUAGAAAUAAGGCCCGAGCUAGUUUAUUUAAGGGAUGAAGAUGGAAAUACUCCCCUUCAUUAUGCAGCUGACAUUGGUUAUGUUGACGGAUUUCGUAUUUUAUUAAAAAAAUCAUUGCUAAAUAAAUUGGAUCAAACUGCCUUGGAACGAAACAAGAAGGGCCGUCUUCCCCUUCAUCUUGCUUGCAAGAGGGGUUGUGUUGAGAUGGUAAAAGAAUUCUUUGAACCUGGAUCCGGAUGGCCCAUUAAUCCUUAUGUUCUCCUCAAUCAAAAGGGUCAAAACAUUCUUCACAUUGCGGCAAAGAAUGGAAGAGAUAAAGUGGUAGAAUACCUACUAGGAAAUUGCAACACUGAUGAUCUAGAUAUAAACCAGAAAGACUAUGAUGGGAACACAUCAUUGCAUUUGGCUUCCAAAAAUUUAUUUCCGCAAGUUAUCAAGUUGAUCACAGAGGAUAAUAGGACUGAUCUGAAUCUCACGAAUGAAGACGGUUUAACGGCUGGAGAUAUCAGUAAGACCUUUAAACAUCCAAUGUUGCGUAGAAGAGAGAUUUUUUCCAUGAAGUUAUUAAAAAGAGCUGGAGUCCAUGUAAAUCACAUGUUGCAUUCUCAACGCCAACCACAGCCUGAAAAAGACACCUCUGAUUUUCAACUCCAAUCACAGCCUGAAAAAGACACCCGUCAGGCAUUUUUGAUUGUUGCAGCGUUGUUGAUGACAGUGUCAUUUGCAGCUGCUUUUACUGUACCAGGAGGUGUAUAUAGCUCUGAUGACCCAAACCCUAAAAUUAGAGGAACUGCAGUUUUGGCUCGUAAACCAUUAUUCGUGAUAUUCACCAUCUUCAAUAUCAUAACUAUGUGUAGCUCCGCAAUGGCAUGUGCACUUCUGUCUGUGGGAAUGGUUCUUCAGUCUGAACUUACUCCUACAAUUCAAUUUUCGCUCGUGUGUUUGUUAUAUGCCUUUUUCGCAGCACCAGUGGCGUUUAUAGCUGCUGUAGUUAUAGUUGUGGCCAAUAACUAUUUACUCACAAUUGCUACAAGCGGCAUUGGAUGCGUGCUCGCUUUCUACACCGUUACGUUAAUACUACCUUCAGUACUAUCAUAUCUACAAGAAAAAGCGAACACUGAUGCAAUUAUAGUGCAUAGUCCAAUACUUCGACCUCUUUAUUGCUGUUCGAUUCUUUUCUCGACAAUAGGUGGUAAGCCCAAAAUUCUUCUUCAUUCUCAGAAAGCAAACAAGGACAAGGACAAUUGAUUAGAAGAGCAUGUGCAACAAGGCAAUUGAGUAGAAGUUAUUAUUGUUUUUACUGGGAUAGAAUAAGAAAGAUAAUUCAGAUCUUGCUCAUUUAACUUUCCUUUAUGUAUGACAUGAAACUUGGGAUUUGUUUGUCAAAUUGAAACUGAAAAAUUUAGUUAAAAAUUAAGGUAAUGUUUGAUUUGAUGGCUUA